AUGUCGAGUCGAACAGAGCUGUGGAAAGCGGUGAGGUUCACGAAUGGAAGUGCGCAAAACAUGUACGAGACCCUUGUUUCUGUUGCGCGCUCUUCCGAUUCAGACGCGCGGGGCCAAGGCAUAGAACGACCGGGUAUGCUUAGCGCGAUAUACGAAAAGUUCCCGAGCGCUGCCGGGCCGGCGACGGAGGUGCUCGUGCGAGCGUUGGAGACCGAGAAAGAGAUGGAUUCGGCGACGAUAGAUCGGAUACAGAAGCUGCUGGUCGACAAGGAGAGUAGUGCGCCGGAGGACGAGAUUGACAUUCACCGGACGUCUGUUGCGCAGACUGCGAUCCUGCUGAGCUCAGUGCUGACGUUUGAGUAUGCAAAGGAGAAGAUCUUGAAGGACCGGGAGGUGGUUGGCGUGAUGGGCCAUUCGCUGGGCCAGAUCACGGCGCUGGUGGCAGCGGGAGUUAUCUCGCUGCUGGACGGGAUCAGGAUUGUGCGCGAGCGCGGGCUGGCGAUGGAGGAGGCGGCGGGCGACGGGGGACCGCUGGGGACGCUGCGGGGGUCUACAGGGAUGGGGAUGAUUGCGGUUCCGGUGCUGUCUAAGAAGACGAGCGUGGAGGAGAUUAUAAGGGCGAUUGAGGCUACGGCGAAGGAGACGACCUCGGAUGGUGAGGUGGUUAAUGUCGCGAAUAUAAACUCGCGCAAGCAGGUUGUGAUUAGCGGGCAUGUCGAGGCGAUGGAGCGCGUGCUGGCGCGGCUGCAGCCCGCGGUGCGGAGGAGCACGCGGCUGGCGGUGCGGAUCCCGUUUCACUCGGAGGUGCUGCGGUCGGUGGAGGGGCGCAUGCGGGCGAUAGUGGAGGAGGUGGAGUUUGCGUGGCCGUCGCCGGUGUUUGGGUCGGGGGUGAAGAUAGUGCGGAACGACAGCGCGCGGGCGAUGGGGAGCGCGGAGGAGGCGCGGGAGAGCAUAGUGAAGGGAUGCUGGGCGCCGGUGGACUGGCUGGGGAGCGUGGAGUAUAUGGAGAAGGAGUGCGCGGGCGGAGGGAGCGGUCUGGAUUGGAUCGGAGUCGGGCCCGGAAGCUCGGUGACAGCAGGGCUGGUGAAGGGGACGGUGGAGCAGGCGCAGGAGGAGGAGCGGGUGGCGUAUGUCGACCCGCAGAAGGGCGGGGACGGGUGGGAGUCGGUCUGA
Molecule: messenger RNA, 1173 nt
Organism: Myxozyma melibiosi
Lineage: Eukaryota; Fungi; Ascomycota; Lipomycetes; Lipomycetales; Lipomycetaceae
Product: acyl transferase/acyl hydrolase/lysophospholipase
Exons: 2
Coding region: 1-1173 (390 amino acids)
Biological process (GO): fatty acid biosynthetic process
Cellular component (GO): mitochondrion
Molecular function (GO): [acyl-carrier-protein] S-malonyltransferase activity
Source: RefSeq, a predicted model, not a curated record